CAAUUUCAGUAUCUUUGUUAAUAUAAACAAAUAGCUACAAUGCAACAAUUUACACGCAAGGAAAACUUUUUAAUAGCCAACACUCUCAAUUGCGUACCAUUUCUACUGCAAGGACAAUCAGUGCUUAUAGAUUUGCGAAAUGAUUGUUCAGUUGCUGGCUGCAUUGAUAUUGCUGAUGGCCACAUGAACGUCCAUUUGACCAAUGCAGUUUUCAUCAAUCGUCUUGGACAGCAUGUACCAUUUGAACAGUUUAUGGUACGUGAACGUAUGAUAAGGCAAAUACAUAUACCUCCAAGCAUUGACAUGGCCAGUAUGAUUCGAGAAUGGUGUAAUCGAGGCUGUUCCAAAAGACCUCCACGCCAAUUUCAAAAGAAAGGCGGUAAACGCACAUUUAAACAGAAACGAGCACAGGAGAGGCAUAAAGAAAUUCUUGAGGAAAUGGAAAAGAAGCGCACCGAGGAAGCACAACCGUUUUGAUUAAGAACCGUUUUAACACUGAAACAUCUCAGCAUCCAACUCAGAUACCACAAGCUGAUCGACCGUCUUAAAAUAAUCCAAGAAAAUUCCUUUUAGUAACGAAAAUGGAUAUAAGCUCAAAAUCAAUAGUAAAAGAAACUGCGACGUUAUUUAGAAGUUGAUAGAAAUCUCUUACUAAUCUUAAAUAAUAAUAGUAGCAACUUAAAAAAAAUAAUAAAUAGAAAAAAACAACAAAAUCAACAAAUUUCCCAAAAAACA
Messenger RNA from Stomoxys calcitrans (stable fly), 735 nucleotides. RefSeq lists its product as uncharacterized. Bases 40 to 477 code for a protein of 145 amino acids. Gene Ontology annotation, biological process: mRNA 3'-end processing by stem-loop binding and cleavage. Lineage: Eukaryota; Metazoa; Arthropoda; Insecta; Diptera; Muscidae. The transcript has 3 exons. Gene Ontology annotation, cellular component: nuclear body; cytoplasmic U snRNP body. The record is from RefSeq and is a predicted model, not a curated record. Gene Ontology annotation, molecular function: histone pre-mRNA DCP binding; U7 snRNA binding.